Molecule: messenger RNA, 2669 nt
Organism: Trichoderma asperellum CBS 433.97
Lineage: Eukaryota; Fungi; Ascomycota; Sordariomycetes; Hypocreales; Hypocreaceae
Source: RefSeq, a predicted model, not a curated record
GCUCUAUCAUGAGGGAAAUCCGGUCCACGCCAAAGAAGGAUGGAGGGCUUACAAGAACGGUCAAAAAUAUAUUAUGCUGCCUUAGACUGCGAUCAGCUAUUUGACAAAUGCUUCAAACAAAUCGCUGAACCGAGGACAAGCAGCCUGCUUGGCGAAUUCGGUAUCGCUAUCAGCCGGCUCACAAGAGAUCAUCAAGCCCGAUUUCAGGCGUGGUCGUCAUAUCUGGGGGUAUUCGCUGAGCAGGAUGUUUGCCUCGAUCGCCGCUUGUCUAGGAGUAAAGAUGUCCAAGUCAUGGUAAUGGAUCUCCUUCGUAUCAUCGCUGUUAAUCUGCGACAUGUCUUAUCCAUGGUCCAAAUAAGCGAAGUAUCAGGCCAUACUAACAAUCUCGCGACCGACCUUGGACAAGCACAAGAAUCUGUCGAGGGGGCUAUUGAUCGGCUGCACCGACUUGGCGUGACCAUCCGACAGUCUUCGACCGCUAGCUUGAUAUCCAGGGUGAAAGCUUUCUCCGCAAAGAUGUCAGAUGCGUCUCUAGAAGAAAUGGCAUUCUUAAUAGUCAAAUUCCUCUAUCCAGCGGCACCCUUGAGCCUUCAACGCCUUCUCGGCCGCUCCAUUCUUGAGCGCUAUUUCAAUCUCAAGUAUCGUGAAGAACAUCAACGGCGCUUAGCAACCCGUCGCUCAAUCAUCUUAGAUAAUGAAGAAGAAGACCAAUCACGCAUCCAUGACGGAGGACCGGAACUGCCAAGGCCCAUCAAUCGAAAGGACAACAUCUACGAUAGGGACAUGAAAAUCGACGACUCUACAGGUCAAGUGGUAGAUUCAGACACAAAGCUUUCACAGUCGGGAACGAAGCCGUCAACGCUCCAGGCAGAUGAGUUCCAGCGGAAGAGGGAAGCUGAAAAUCGGCGUGCAGCUUUGUCAGCUAUUUCUAGAACGUCUUCGGUGCCCAUUGGUGAUAUCAGCUACCCUAAGCCACCGAAGCCUUCGGGAGACGGAGAAUGUAGUCGAGCUAUCUGCCCCUGGUGCUCUGAGUCUCAUCCAUAUGGUAACUUUCAGAAUGAGAGGUGGUGGAGACGCCAUGUCGACCACGAUUUUCGGCCAUAUAUAUGCCUAUUCGAUGCGUGUUCAACAUCACUCAACGCAUUUGAUAGAUUCGGCCACUGGCUAAAUCACAUGGAAGAGCGUCAUUCAACGACUUGGAUCUCAACGAUCGAUUCUAAAACCUUGUGGCGAUGCGACAUUGAGCAUAAGUCACCAGAACUGUUUAGCGACGAGGCUGCUUUGAAGGACCACAUGCGAGAGCACCAUCUUGAAUCAUUCACAGAAUCCCAGAUAGUGGGUAUAGCUCGCCGAAGUUCAAUUCGUAUCCCCGGAUCCAAGGAUGUCUGUCCUCUUUGUGGCUUUGAUGCGAAUAAAGCCCCUCCUGUCGCAUGUCAAUCAAAUAAUUCACAGCACCCUUCGCAGAACAAACGAAAAAGAGUGUCAAAACACACUAUACGAGCAAAUAUGAAUGCCGACGUUAAAGGGAAGCGUAGGAAGGUUCACUUUCAUAAUCAGGCAGAGAGCAGUAGUCAUGAAUUAUUCAGUUCAUCUGAAUCAGAUUUGGAUCUGACAGGUGGUCCAGACAUCGAGCCGAUUUCGCCCCAAAUCAAGGCUCGAUUGCAACGAAAACAAUUAUCGCGACACAUAGCAACGCAUCUAAAGGCUCUAUCGUUUAUGUCACUCCGUUUUAAAGCUUUCCAAGAGCAAGUCGAGGAAGGAGACUCAAGUUCUACUACAGGGGAUGACCAGGAGGACACAAACGAAGGUGGCGAACCAAGUGGGCUCGAUACAGAACUCGACGCGUUGUCUCUCAGUUUCAGUGACAACCCAGGCUCCCCAGUAUAUCUUACAGAUGACUUGAUUAAAGAUUUCAACGAACAUCAACAAUUCCUAGAAACUCUUCAUUCACUAACGAUGUAUGAAGAAGAAGAAAAAGAAGAAGAAGAAAAAGACCAAUCACACGUUCAUUAUAAAGGGUCGAAGCUGUCAAUGCCCAUUCCUCGAAAGGACUUCGUCGACGAUACGGAUUUGAAUUCCGAGAAUUUUGAGCCAUUAGCUCUCCAGGAGGAUGUAUUUCAGACAUCUUCUACAUUUUUUGGCAGUUCUGAAGCUCCUUUCCCGGAGCUUGAUUUCGUUGGUCUUGACACAUUAGAAUUAGACGAUGACUCCCAUAAUCCGAAGGACACCAACACUAUAUGCUUGCCAUAUAUGUGGUCCGUCACAAGGGAAGAUAUUCUAGAUCACCAGAAAUCUGCAAUGUCUGGUCCAGCAAGUCAAACAAGCAGCACAUGUGGAGUAUUUGAUAUUCUCGAAGCACCCAUGUAGCCUCCAAGUUACGUCCUGUGCCAGAGUCUGCGGUACCACCAAUCCUUGAGCCUCGCCCGCUUCAGAUUAGACAUUCCCUUCCAUCUGAGUCAGUUGACUCUUUACAGCAGUCUUGGAACAUACAGGAUUUUCAUGAAAUAGAUCCAGGAUUGGAAUUUCCUUCAUCGAAGACAGGAUAAACCUACUAGCUUGAGACCAAUAUAACAUUUUACCACAUCUGUUGGCCUUAAUAUCAAUUAUUAAUGGGCAGUAAAGAGCAAUUAUGUUUUUGAUAGCGAUUUUUCAAUAAUAAGAGAAUGAGC